Molecule: messenger RNA, 1698 nt
Organism: Rosa rugosa (rugosa rose)
Lineage: Eukaryota; Viridiplantae; Streptophyta; Magnoliopsida; Rosales; Rosaceae
Exons: 5
Coding region: 1-1698 (565 amino acids)
Molecular function (GO): nucleic acid binding; RNA-DNA hybrid ribonuclease activity
Source: RefSeq, a predicted model, not a curated record
AUGGUGGCGAACCGGCUUAAAUUGGUUCUUCCUCAAUCAAUUUCUCCUUUUCAAAGUGCGUUUGUGCCAGGGAGAUUAAUCACUGAUAAUAUUCUGGUGGCUAAUGAGAUUGCUCAUUUUGUUCAUAAUAAAAGAGAAGGGAGUGACGGUUUUAUGGCAUUGAAGCUUGAUCUUAGUAAAGCUUACGAUAGGAUGGAAUGGUCUUUUCUCCGAAAGGUGUUGGUUCGGUUUGGGUUUGCACAAAACUGGAUUGACAUGGUGAUGGAGUGUGUCAGUUCGGUGAGAUAUUCGUUCUUGAUUCGUGGGAAGCCGCGGGGCUUUGUUUGUCCGAGCAGAGAUGAUAGUAUGCUUUAUGCGAAGGCGUCAUUGGAGGCUUGUUAUGAGAUUAAGGAUGUCAUUGAGACAUAUGGGAGAGCUUCAGGGCAGUUGGUGAAUUUGAGCAAAAGUUCUGUUGUAUUUAGCAAGAAUGUUUCGGAGGAGACGAAGGAGGUUGUCUCUAGUUUAUUGGGAGUGGAAGUGGUGGCGUCACAUGAAAAAUAUCUGGGGCUUCCUACUUAUGUGGGGAGAAAGAAGUCUGCUACUUUCCAGUACAUUAAAGAUAACUUGGCCAAGAAGAUAGAGGGUUGGCAGGGGAAGAUGUUGAGUGGGGCUGGGAAGGAUAUCCUGAUCCGAGUAGUUGCUCAAGCUUUACCAGCCUAUGCCAUGAGUGUGUUCCAAUUGACAAAUAAUUUUUGUGAGGACUUGGAACAGAUGUUUGCCCGCUUUUGGUGGGGGUCUACUUUGGAUAAGCAGAAAAUACAUUGGAAGACCUGGAAGGCUCUGUGUAAUCCAAGGGAGGAAGGCGGUUUGGGAUUCCGGAGUCUUAUGCAUUUCAACUCGAUCUGUAACGGGGAGGAGGUCAAUAUAUGGUCUGACUGUUGGGCUCCUGCUUUGCAUGAGGGGAGGCCGAGUACCAAUGUUUUAGCAAUGGAGGAAGUUAGCAAAGUGAGUGAUUUGUUGUCAACUACGGGGGUUUGGAAUGAGGCUCUGAUUCGGAGGCUUUUUGGGAGGGAGGAGGCAGAAAUUAUUUUAAACAUUCCUCUUAGUUGCAGAAAUAUACCAGAUAGGUUGAUAUGGAAGUUGGAAAGGAAGGGUGAGUUUUCUGUUAAAACUGCUUACCGGUUUUCUUUUUUUCACUCUUCUUGUCGUAGUCCUUUUACUCUGGCGGUGAAUGGGGAUUUCUGGAAAAGGAUUUGGAAAGUUCUGAUUCCUAAUGCAGCUAAGGUUUUUGCAUGGAGAGUUUGUCAUGACAUUCUACCUUCCUUGGACAGGCUAGCUUCAAGAUCUGGGGAUUUUGAUUUUUCUAUUGUGGAGUAUUUGGAAGGAGAGAAAUUCACGAGUUUGGGAAGGUCCUCAAUUACUUUUUCCAUUGAUCAUGGUUUCAUUCCAGCUAUCUUGGAAACUGAUGCACAAGAGGUGCAACGUCAGCUAACUGCCCAAGUGAGCAAUAAUUCUUCGGCUUUGGGACGUUUAUAUGAGGAUCUCAGUUUAAUGUUGGCUUCCCAUAAUAGCUUGCAAGUUAAUUAUGUUAGUAGGAAGGCUAAUGUAGUGGCCCAUAUGUUAGCUGCACAUGGGAGUAGUAUGAUGCAAGAUUGUUUUUAUUUUUCAGUUCCUAGUUUUCUAGCAGCUGCUAUUGCAGCUGAGGUUCCUGUGAUGUAA